Messenger RNA from Cordyceps fumosorosea ARSEF 2679, 1932 nucleotides. RefSeq names its product Ubiquitin fusion degradation protein UFD1. The transcript has a single exon. Bases 1 to 1932 code for a protein of 643 amino acids. The record is from RefSeq and is a predicted model, not a curated record. Gene Ontology annotation, cellular component: VCP-NPL4-UFD1 AAA ATPase complex. Gene Ontology annotation, molecular function: polyubiquitin modification-dependent protein binding. Lineage: Eukaryota; Fungi; Ascomycota; Sordariomycetes; Hypocreales; Cordycipitaceae.
AUGCUCAGCCCGUACUUACUCAAGGCCCUGGAAAUGGCUAGCGAUCAAGACUGUAUCGCCAAGAACUCUGCCUCGUUUGAUUCACAAACACAGAUUGACAUACACGUCGCCACGUUACAAAAAGGAACAUAUGCGCGACUGCGGCCGCUGGAGGCUGGAUACAACCCCGACGACUGGCGGCCGCUUCUCGAAAGACAGCUGCGACGAAAUUUCACAUCGCUCACGACAAAUGCGACGAUACGCGUGCAAGGGGUCCGGGGCGAGGUCUUUCAGCUGCUGGUGGACAAGCUGCUCCCAGAAGCGGAGGGAGUAUGCGUCGUUGAUACAGAUCUCGAGGUUGACAUCGAAGCAUUGGACGAAGAACAAGCCCGCGAGACACUUCGCCAAGUCAUCAAGUCCGACCGCGGCGCGAAUGGUCACGGCGGCACCAACGGCGGGGCAAUUGAUAUUUGGAAGCCCGUAUCCGACCAAGUUUCCACCGGCUGCUAUGCAGACUUUACGCUUCCCUCCUGGGAUCGGUCGCAGCCUCUCCGGCUGACAGUGUCCAACAUGUCGGACCCUGAGGCCCUGGAGAUGUUUGUGACGCCAAAAUCAAACUACCAUCGCGGCUUGCCCCGAACGGCGGAGCACGUCUUCAGCAGCCUGGAAUCGUCGGGGCCGGACACGACGAAAACGAUAGUCAUCUCGCCAACAAACGUGGAGAUGGAAAAGGCUGAAAGCUUACAGAUUUCCAUCUACGCCUACCCUGAUCCUGCCGCAACCAAGGGCAAUGCGAUACAGUUCACCCUCCGCGCUCAAAUCUCGACAGAAACCAACGGGGGCAUUGUCUCCGAUAAUGUCGAGAAUUCGAAAGCGCAAGAUGACAAUGACGCGCAAUGUUUGAACUGUCGGCAAUGGGUCCCGAAGCAAAGCCUUGUCCUGCACGAGAGCUUUUGUCGACGCAACAACAGCGUCUGCCCCAAGUGUAAGUCGGUGUUUAAGAAGGGCUCCGAGGAGGCUGCCGCGCACUGGCACUGUGAACACGAUGAAGCGCACGGCAACACACCGUACAGCAAGCUCAAGCACGACGAAAUGUUCCACGGCAGCUGGCUUUGUCCUGGCUGCACUUUUCAGACAAACUCUUUAUCAGACUUGGCGAGGCACAGGACCACGGUAUGCCCCGGGAAGAUUAUUCUUUGUCAAUUCUGCCACCUUGAGGUCCCGCAAGAGGGUGAUCCGUUCAAUCCCUCGCCCGAGGUGAUGCUGUCCGGGAUGACGGCACACGAGCUAGCGGACGGCGCGCGCACGACGGAAUGCCAUCUCUGCGACAAGAUCAUCAAGCUGAAGGAUAUGCAGACACAUUUGAAGCACCAUGAGCUAGACAAGGCAGGCAAGGAGAGGCCGCCGAUUUGUCGCAACCAGAACUGCGGGCGGACACUCUUCGGCGUCGGAAGUCGCGGACAAGUGCAGCACAUCCCCGGCGCCGACGGGCAGCAAGGCGCCCAGGUUGGGCUGUGCUCUCUCUGCUUCGGUCCCCUCUACGUCAGCAUGCACGACCCGGACGGGAAGGCGCUGCGCAGACGAAUCGAGCGACGCUACCUCACGCAGCUCAUGACGGGCUGCCGCAGGAGCCAUUGCCUCAACGAGUGGUGCAAGACCGGCCGCGCCAACGCCGGGCUGGAGCCGCUGGGGUCCUCGGCGAAGGACGCGCUGCCGCUAGUGAAGCCGCUGGUCGCUACGUGCCUGGACUUGGACGCGCCGGUGUUUUUCUGCGUGGACGAGCUGAGCCAGAGCGGGCGGAGGCUGGCGAGCAUGAUCGCGGCUGAGGGCGUUUGGGAUGUAGAGUGGUGCAUAGCCGCAGCGGAGGCGGAAAGAUCAAACGCGGAUAGGAUGCGGGAAUGGCUGCAGGGAUGGGCACCGAGAAGGGUUGAGGGGACGGAUGUCGGUGUAUAG